Molecule: messenger RNA, 1091 nt
Organism: Cajanus cajan (pigeon pea)
Lineage: Eukaryota; Viridiplantae; Streptophyta; Magnoliopsida; Fabales; Fabaceae
Product: VQ motif-containing protein
Source: RefSeq, a predicted model, not a curated record
GGCCGGCUUGCAUGUGCUUUAAAGCUUAAACCAUGUCUGAAUGAAUUAAUGAGUAAUUGAAAUGAAAGUUGGGGUGCAAAGGUUUGAGCUUCACGUGAUUUUUGCGGCAAACUUGAAUAAUACUCGCAUUGAAAAGCUAGCUAGGUAGCUUAAGUUGAUGAUAAUGAAUUUUCACUUGCAAGGAUAAAAGAAAGAUGGAAAGUUGCAGUCAUGAGAAAAAGCCCCCUGGACCUGGUUAUUAAGUUAUUAUGGAGUAGUGGGGAAAGGUUUUUUCCAUUAGAAAGAGCACAGUGGGAGUGGCAGUGGGUGUGUGGAAGUAGUAGAUUAUUAAAGCGCGUGUAAUUAGAUAAAGUUAGAGUUAGUAAUGUAGUAUUUUUAUAUUUGUUGAAAAGAAAGGGUGGGUUUGUGUUUGUGUAUAAAAGGGGACAUUUACAUUCCUCUUUUCCCGCUUCCUAAACCAGAACAAGAAGACAUGGCUGCUACUUCCAACACCACCUACGGAGCCGACCCGACAACGCCCAACACCACCUUCGUCCAAGCCGACCCUUCCAACUUCCGCGCAGUCGUCCAGAAGCUGACGGGCGCCUCCGACCACCCCUCCGCCCAGAAGCUCCCCCUGACCCUCCCCUCCCGCAUGGCCCACUCCCAGAGGGCCGACCAGGUGGGCCCCAAAAAGCCCAACUUCAAGCUCCAGGAGAGGCGCGGGAAGAAGCUGGAGCUGAGCGUGGGCGUGGCGGAGAGAAUGAUGAUGGUGAUGGCCUCGCCUGUUUCCCCACUGGAGAUGUUGGCGCGUGGGAGUGGGAGUGGGAGCCCACGCACCCCCCACGAGGAGGAAGAGGAGAGAGCCAUAGCCGAGAAAGGGUUCUACUUGCACCCUUCUCCUCUCUCCACUCCCAGAUCCCCUCAGCUUCUCCCUCUUUUCCCUCUCCAUUCUCCCACUCACACCAACAACAACCAUUCUUGACCACCUUCUUCCUUAUCAUUUUUUUUUUUUUUUUUUUUCUCUUCUCUUUCCAAAUACAAUCUAUCCUUGUACUCUACUACUCUUUCUACCUUAACACUCCUGUGCGCUACUCCACCUUUUUAUUUAA